UAAUGGCUCGGAAAUGAUAGAUUAACAGCAUGCCACGCAGACCCAGAGAUCGCAAUAAUUCUGGGGGAAUUGACCACAUGUCGAUCGGUUCUUAUAGAGGAGGAGGACAGUAGGUUGAGAUAUCUUUGUCAGGAGCCAGCAACUCAGGGAACAGCAAGAGGGAGGAAGAAGAAGCUGCGAUGGCUGCAGGCGACGAGGUAGCAGCAGCAGCUGCGCCGCCGUUGCCGGAGACGGCGUACUACCAUGAGGGCUGCCCCGGCUGCGCCGUCGACCGGAGCAAGGCGCUCAACCCCGGCGUCCCCUACCUGCGCUUCUUCCACAUCUGGAUCAUCAUCCUCGUCUCAUGUUUGCCGAUAUCCUUAUUAUUUCCCUUCUUAUACUUCAUGAUAAGAGACUUGCAUAUUGCAAAAAGAGUAGAAGACAUUGGAUUCUAUGCAGGUUUCGUAGGAGCAUCAUAUAUGCUUGGUAGAGCUUUAACUUCUGCUGCUUGGGGGAUGGUAGCAGAUUAUAUCGGGAGGAAGCCCGUUAUCAUUUUUGGAAUUUUCUCUGCAUUUGUGUUCAAUACUCUGUUUGGCCUAAGCACACAAUAUUGGAUGGCGAUAACUACACGAUUUCUUUUAGGUUCAUUAAAUGGCUUACUUGGACCAAUAAGAGCUUAUGCCAUAGAAGUUUGUCGACCAGAGCAUCAAGCCAUUGGGUUAUCAUUGGUUAGCACCUCAUGGGCAAUAGGUCUUAUUGUUGGGCCAGCUAUUGGUGGAUAUCUUGCACAGCCAUCAGAAAAAUACCCAAAUCUAUUUCCUACCAACUCAUUAUUUGGAAGGUUCCCAUAUUUUUUACCAUGUUUAUGUAUGUCGGUCUUCUGCCUCGCUAUUCUCAUAAGCUGCAUAUGGCUCCCGGAAACACUACAUAAGCAUGCAACAGAAAGAAAUGGAGAUUGUGAAAAUGAAUCUUUGAGUACACAUUUACUUGAUUCUGAAGAGCUCGCUGAGCAACACAUUAGUGCAGCUAAAAAUAAGAGCUUAUUUAAGAAUUGGCCCUUGAUGUCAUCUAUCAUCCUUUUCUGCAUUGUCUCCUUUGAUGACAUGGCUUACACAGAGAUAUUUUCUCUAUGGUCUGAAAGUGACAGAGAAUAUGGCGGACUAAAUUUCUCGUCUGAGGAUGUCGGUCAAGUUCUUGGAAUUACAGGUGCUAGCAUACUUUUAUACCAGACAUUUAUAUACCCACAUAUUGUGAAAGUUCUUGGAAUAAUCAACACUUCUCGUGUUGCAAUAAUUCUUUCUAUGGCACUACUUUUUGGUUAUGCUUCCAUGACUUAUCUCUCAAGACCUUGGUUAUCCAUAGUAGUAAAUAUUGCAUCGGUGCUUAAAAAUAACUUUGUGGUUACUAUUGUUACAUGUUCUUUCAUUCUUCAGAACAAUUCUGUGCCUCAGCAUCAAAGAGCAACUGCAAAUGGCUUGGCCACCACAUUAAUGUCCUUCUUCAAGGCAUUUGCUCCGGCUGGAGCUGGUUUUCGUGGGCACAAAAACGCCAACAUGCCUUUUUCUUUCCAGGUGACCAAAUGGUGUUCUCUCUUUUAAUCAUUAUUGAACAUCUGGAACUUAUUUGGACAUUCAGACCAUUUCUAGCUAUGCCAUAGCAGUUCUCUUCAACUUAGUUCUCCAUGUACUUAAGGUCCGGAUUAUUGAGAGAUUUGUGUCACAUGGCAUGUUUAGAGCAGGUAUACUAGUAGGCUAUAUAGGUUAGCUGUAGAAAAAUCCACAUCAGCAUAAGCCUAGCUGGAGGAGAGAGAAAAGGGCAAAAAGAGAUGAGCCGGCUCCCAUGCAAGAGUCAAGCGAUACCAUAUGUUUGAGUUAUUGUGCAUAUUUAAGGAACAAUAAUUAUCUAUCCUAUAUGGUGUAAAUGAUAGUCACUGUAUUAGUACUUGUAAUGUGUGGAAUGUAUUUAGAACUCCUUUUCUUUUAAAUUCCAAGAUUAGAAAAAUGAUCACCUUUCCAAGUAAUAUCGCGCAAGCUGCAAAUGAGGAUAAAACAAAUGCCAAUCUUCCACGUAAUAUUAAUUGUACAAAUUUAAUUU
This is a messenger RNA of Oryza brachyantha (malo sina), 2073 nucleotides long. RefSeq names its product probable peptide/nitrate transporter At3g43790. The transcript is spliced from 17 exons. Gene Ontology annotation, biological process: transmembrane transport. The record is from RefSeq and is a predicted model, not a curated record. The coding region runs from base 180 to 1577 and encodes 465 amino acids. NCBI's taxonomy places the organism in Eukaryota, Viridiplantae, Streptophyta, Magnoliopsida, Poales, Poaceae. Gene Ontology annotation, molecular function: transmembrane transporter activity.